Messenger RNA from Poecilia latipinna (sailfin molly), 891 nucleotides. Its product is annotated as astrotactin-1-like. The transcript has 5 exons. Gene Ontology annotation, molecular function: protein binding. NCBI's taxonomy places the organism in Eukaryota, Metazoa, Chordata, Actinopteri, Cyprinodontiformes, Poeciliidae. Gene Ontology annotation, cellular component: endosome; membrane. The coding region runs from base 16 to 876 and encodes 286 amino acids. Gene Ontology annotation, biological process: neuron migration; neuron cell-cell adhesion. The record is from RefSeq and is a predicted model, not a curated record.
CCCUCAUCCUUCUGCAUGAAAACUGUGCCUUUAAUCUAUAUCACCUGGCUGUUUGUACAUGCAGGUAACUCUCCUUCAGAGGAGUCUGAGGAGCGGGACAAGGAGCCCAGGACGUUGACUUACCCGGCGUACAUCGCCAGCCUCCUGGACACGGGCGCCAAGCGCAUGGCGGCCGGUGUCAGGAUGGACUGCAACAGCCAGGGCCAGUGCCCGCGCUCCUGCCACCUCUGCCACAUGAGUCCCAGGGCGGCACAGGGGCGGCAGCAGUCUGAACCCGUCCUCCUGAAAAUCACCAAAGCUGCUCCCAUCUAUGAAUUAGUGUCCAACAACGAAACCUAUCAGGCUCUCCAGGACGCGAUGAUGAGCAUGCUGUGGUGCUCAGGCAAAGGCGACGUUAUUGAUGACUGGUGUCGAUGUGAUUCCAGCGCGUUUGGUACAGAUGGACUGCCCACCUGUGCCCCGCUUCCUCAACCCAUGCUGAAGCUGUCUUACACCUACGAGCCCAGCAGCUCAUUGGUCAUCAUGGAGUGGAACCACACGGAGCCACCAAUCGGCAUACGCAUCGUCGACUACCUCAUCAGCCAGGAGAAGGUGACGGAGAGGACGGACCACUCUAAACUUGAGACAGAAACCCUCUUGAGCUUCGUGGACGACAUCCUGUCUGGGGCCAGGUCUCCAUGUGUGAUGCUGGGGGACAUCCCAAACCUGCUGUCUUCCUCCAUCAGUCUGAUCAUUCGCUGCCUGGAACCUGACGCAACAUACAUGUUCCGUCUGUGGGCUGUAGACAACACAGGACGGCGGUCCAGUCCGAGUGAGGUCACCAUCAAGACUCCGUGUCCGACUGUGGAUGAUGUCAAAGCGCAGGGUGAGAAAUGAGGCCGAAUGGGUUCA